Messenger RNA from Rotaria sordida, 300 nucleotides. The record is from the annotation of a GenBank genome assembly. NCBI's taxonomy places the organism in Eukaryota, Metazoa, Rotifera, Eurotatoria, Philodinida, Philodinidae.
AUGGAUGGUACUAUAGGUAAAUUAAAAGGUUUUGAAGUAAAACGUAAUGGUGAAUUACAAUUAAUAAAAAUAUUUCAAGCAAGUGUUUUUGAAGCAUUUCUUAAAGAAACAACACUUGAAGAAUGUUAUAAUCAUGUUGCAACUAUUGCUGAUUAUUGGCUUGAUAUGUUAUAUUCACAUGUAAAAGAUAUAUCAGAUAAAGAAUUAUUUAAAUUAAUAUCAGAACGAAGAACUAUGUCAAGGAUGUUAUCAGAUUAUGGAGAACAAAAAUCAACAUCAAUUUCGACAGCUAAAAGGUAA